Molecule: messenger RNA, 1536 nt
Organism: Bursaphelenchus okinawaensis
Lineage: Eukaryota; Metazoa; Nematoda; Chromadorea; Rhabditida; Aphelenchoididae
Source: the annotation of a GenBank genome assembly
AUGACAUUAUGUAGUAGACUGUUGGGUUGUUUACAUUGGUGUCGUUGUUAUGUGCCGAGUCUUGAUGGAAGGGACAAAAGAGUACUGUAUUUUCUUACUGUAGUUUCUGUUGUGUUGUUUUUGAAUGGUUUUCGUUACAAUUACUGGUUGAAUCACCAAAAGUUACCUGCACGAAGUUGUUGGUGUAAUGGAGAAAAUGUAAGUUGUUCUUAUAUUGUCAUCUUUAGGUAAACAAUAAUUACGCAGAGUAUUUUUAACUAUUUUUCUAACUUGAUUUUUAGAAUAUAUUGAUUUACUUAAAGUCGACGAUACGUAAAUUAAAAAUGGCAAAUUUUCGUUAUAUGAUGCAAGUCAUGUUGUUUUAGUUUUGUUUUACUGGCCUCGACGAAUCUCUGAAUCAUACCAUUGGCUCAGCUUUACAUUGUGAAAACUAUGAAUAUAUUAGAGACUUUGGACUACUGCAGUCAGAUAUUGACAAAGUGUCAAAUGAGUUUGGUAUAAUCGAAAAAGAUUGGACACCAGUUUUUGUUACCUCAGCUUCUUACAAUCACUUUUACGAACUCAGACAGUACGUCAAUGUUAUACGGGUCAAUUACAAGAUGUCAAAGAUUGUUGUUUAUGAUAUUGGGUUGAGCAAGUGGAUGGUAAUUUAUUUUUUUUUCUUUUUUUCGAUGGAAAUUGACUAUUUUAUCAUUUCUCAAAGUAAUAUUUUAGGUUGACGAGAUCAAAACUUGGUGCCUAGUAGAAUAUCGGUACUUCAACUUUGCCAGAUAUCCUGAACAUGUCAGUUACCUCAUGAACUAUGCUUUCAAGAUUGUCAUAGCGGAUGCAUUGAAGACUUACAAAAAACUUUUUUUUACACUGACACUAGUGUCAGAUUCUUCAAGAAUUUUCAUCAGAGUAUUGUACGUGAUCUCAACAGAGGACUUAUUCUGUCAUUUAUGACAUUCACUUUCUCUGAUCAUGGCAUUUAUGGCGCUACUGAUCCAGGUAACGUCUUUAAAUUACAUUGUUUUUAAAUUUGUAAAUUUUGGAUUAUUUUUAGUUAAAAUGACAUUAAAUUCUGAUUUUUGAAGACAUUUUUUAGGUAUGUUAUCUUACAUUCCAGUCCCUUCAAAUCUCACAAAGUCUAAAGAAUGGCAGAGCACUUUAUUAGUGACCGACUCCAAAUACACUCGUACUCUUCUCAAGUACUUCGUACUGUGUGCUCUGACAGAAGACUGUAUCUCUCCACCGUCAGCACGAUUAAAAUGCAAUUUUAAUGUCAAAAACAAGAUUACCAUGGAGAUGGGAUGUCAUAGAUACGAUCAAACCUUCUGGAAUCUAUACCAACUAUCCUACAUCUUCGAUCCCAUACAACAAGGUGCAAUCAAGUUGAAAUUGAUCAAAGAAUGGCCAGAAAAGAUGGAGCAACGGGAGAUCGAUGAAGUCUUGACACAAAUGGGAUACAGAUGGGUACUGUACUCAAAGUUGUUCAGGACUCGACGAAAUGACGUAUUUUAUAGAAAAAUGAGUAAUACGUGUAUAUUAGGGUAG